AUGGCCUCACAUACUCUUGUAUACGUCCAUAUGUCUCUUGAAUAUGAACCAUAUUUUCAUUGCGGUAGACUGAAAAUGAAAGCAUUAAGCUGAGCAUACCCCCCAACAGACACCAUGAUCUGAUAAUACCAAACUAUAUGAGGCCUUACUUUCUGGGAGAGAGAACAUCGUUAUUCGCAAAUCCAAUCAAAUAAUAUUUCUCCGGCUAUUAUAUGUACGGGGAAAUCUGUUGCAUCGUAUUGACCCCCAAAAAAAUUCCAGUAAAGCGUAGAGGGCACUAGCAAGCACUCCUCUUACUGUCAAUGAAAUGUGUGAGAGAUCUGGAGUGAAAGAGGAAUUGGGGUUGUAAAGCAUGGCAGUAACAGGAUUGGGUUCUGCUGGCAUGGCAUCCAUGCUGGCGGAUUGCCCAAGUAACAGGCUGUCCAGCUUUAGGUUUCGUUUCUCUUCUCCAUCUUAUGCUGUAGGUCAUUUGCAUUCCUUCUCUCCUUAUUGUAGAAUGCGCACCAGGAAAUCAAGUAGGAAGGUUUCACAGAAGCGUACAACAGUUGGCUUAGAUAGGCGAUCUGUGAACAAUGCAAAGCGUUUGGGCAAGAAAAAUAUCGAGCUUCCAAGUGCUUCAACAAAUGAGACAACAGAUGAGCCAGAGUUAGUUGCAUUAAAUGGUAGUGCAGAACUGUCCACAGGUCCCAAUGUUACAAAAAAGUCAAAUAUGGAGGAAAGGGAAGACAUGCGAUCUCUGGCGAAGAAUGAGAUUGAACUUCCAAGUGCUUUACCAAAUGAGAUAGCUAAUGAUACAGAGUUAGUUGCAUUGAAUUGUAGUGCAGAACCAUUUACAGGUGCCAUUGUACCAGCGCAGUCAAUUAUAGCGGAAAGCACAGACACACAAUCUUUGAAAAUGCAAGACAAUGAUAGCCAAGGCGGGCAUUCAGGUGUCCGCAUUGAGGAUUUGAUGACCAUGAUAAAGGAUGCAGAAAAGAAUAUUUUGCUUCUUAACAAAGCACGCAUCUCUUCUUUAGAAGAGCUUGAUCAGGCUCGUGCUGAGAAAGAUUCUUUACAAGGUGAAAUUAAUCUCUUAAAAUGCCGUCUGGCAGAAACAGAUGCAAGACUUAAACAAGCUACACAGGAAAAAAUAAAAAAUGAGUUUCUUGAGGGUGAACUUGAAAGACUGAAAAGGGAAAUUGCUGAAAGGGAAAGUAUUUGGAAGGGCACACAAGAUUUAAAGGUGCAUAACAAGGAUUUUCAAGAGCGCAGUGCGGUCUUGAAGUCGCAUAUUAGUAAUUCUUCUGCUACUGCUCACGAGCUUGAUGAGAUAAAGGCCGAAAAAAAGUUGCUAAAGGAAGAGGUAAACGUUCUGAAAUCAAAACUCUCAAACAUGGAAACAAAUAAUCAACAUGUUGCAGAGCUUGAGAAAGAGAGCUUGUCUGUUAAGCAUGCCAAUAAACAAUUAGAGUCCAGACUUGCUAUUGCUGAGGCAAAGACAAGUGAGCUUGCCAAUGUGAAGGCUGAGUGUCAGGUUCUAAGGAGAAGGGUUGAAGACUUACAAGCAGAAUUGAAGAAUUCUGUAAAGAGUAGGCUUUUGCAAGAUGAUGUUGUAGCCACAAGAAAAGCUCUUGAAGAGAAGAUUUGCAGACUAGAAGAAGCUUUGCAUCAAUCUGAACUGGAUAAAGAUUUAUUAGAACAUACACUGGAAGAAAACUCACUUUUACGAGAACAAGUUAAAAUUUUAGAGCAACGACUUAAUGAAUCAGACAAUGAUAUACGAUCUCAGCUUAAAAUAUAUCAACAAGAAGUAGAAACAUUUCAAAGGAGUCUUGAACUGUUGAAGAAAAAAAGCAAGAGACAAUCUUUAGAUGAACCUGUUCAAGAAUUGCCCUGGGAAUUUUGGAGCAAUCUACUCCUUUCUCUAGAUGGCUGGAUGCUUGAGAAGAAGAUAACUAUUGAGGAUGCAAAAAUAUUAAGGGAGAUGGCCUGGCGUAGGAGUUCACAACUUAAAGAUGUUUAUGUACAGUGCCAGAACAAGAAUGAGAAUGAUGUGAUUGCUAGCCUAAUGAAACUUACAAGAACAAGUACAAGGCCAGGGUUGCAUGUGGUUCAUAUUGCAGCGGAAAUGGCACCUAUUGCCAAGGUUGGGGGCCUUGGAGAUGUUGUAGCUGGCCUGGGAAAAGCAUUACAGAAAAAGGGACACCUUGUGGAAAUCAUACUGCCUAAGUAUGAUUGCAUGGAUUACAGUCGGAUUGGUAAAUUAAAGGUUCUUGACGUGCAGAUUGAUUCAUAUUUUGAUGGCCGCUUGUUCAAAAACAAAAUUUGGUCAGGGACUGUUGAAGGCCUUCCUGUGUAUUUCAUUGAGCCUCACCACCCAGCAAAGUUUUUCUGGCGAGGACAAAUCUAUGGAGAGGGUGAUGACUUCAGGCGUUUUACAUUCUUUUGUCGAGCGGCAUUGGAAUUUAUUCUUCAAUCUGGAAAGAAACCAGAAAUAAUUCACUGUCAUGAUUGGCAAACAGCAUUUGUUGCACCUCUGUAUUGGGACAUCUACGCUCCCCAAGGUCUUAAUUCAGCAAGAAUUGCAUUUACAUGUCAUAAUUUUGAGUAUCAGGGAACAGAGUCUGCUGCAGCUUUGGCAGCUUGUGGUCUUGAUGUUCAACAAUUGAACAGACCAGACAGAAUGCAGGAUAAUUUCAAGCAUGACAGAAUAAAUGCUGUUAAGGGUGGUAUUGUUUUUUCAAAUAUUGUAACAACCGUAUCGCCAACAUAUGCAGAAGAGGUUCGAGGCUCAGAGGGUGGCAAAGGCCUUCAGUCAACUUUAGCUGCUCAUUCAAAGAAAUUCAUUGGAAUUUUAAAUGGGAUUGACACAGAAGCAUGGGACCCCUCAACUGAUCCUCUUUUGGAUUUUCAGUACAGUGCUGAUGAUCUUAGUGGAAAGGCACAGAGUAAAGCUGCAUUACAAAAAAUUCUUGGAUUAGCUGCACCUCAUGCGAGGAUUCCACUAGUUGGAUGUAUCACUCGACUUGUUCCACAGAAAGGUGUUCACCUCAUUCGUCAUGCUAUAUACCAAACUUUGAAGUGUGGAGGGCAAUUUGUGCUUCUAGGUUCCAGCCCAGUUCCACAUAUUCAGCGGGAAUUUGAGGGCAUUGCAAACCAAUUCUGUGAACAUCCCUCUAUUCGUCUUGUUUUGAAGUACGAUGAAGGCCUUUCACAUCACAUCUUUGCUGCAUCAGAUCUGUUUAUCAUCCCAUCUAUAUUUGAGCCAUGUGGACUAACACAGAUGAUAGCUAUGAGGUAUGGCUCCAUACCAAUAGUAAGGAGGACAGGAGGUCUAAAUGACAGUGUUUUUGAUGUGGAUGAUGAGACAAUUCCUCUCCAAAUCCGGAAUGGAUUUACAUUCACUAAAGCUGAUGAACAGGGAAUAAAUAAUGCAUUGGAACGUUCAUUUACUUACUAUAAGCAAAAGCCAAAUUGGUGGAUUGACCUUGUUAAGAAAACUAUGAAUAUGGAUUUCAGUUGGGAUUCAUCUGCUGCCCAGUAUGAAGAACUGUAUGAAAAGGCUGUGGCAAGAGCAAAAUCUCAGCAAGUUCGCAUUCCCAUUGCCACGAGAUGAUCUGCAUGGAAUUCAAUGCCCUUGUGGAUAAAAUAAUUAAGAGAUUAAUCAUGUUAUCUUUUCGUCCUAUUGACUCCUGGUUAUUGGCCUGUUGUUCACCAAAAAAAUAUAAUUCUUUUAAAGUAAUGCAAAAAAGAGUAGUUUUAGCCUUGAGCCUGCCACCAAAAAUGUGGAGUCAUCAUCUUAGAUAAAGUAAAGAUUUGUCAAAUGUAAUUAUUACAAUUUUUUCUUGUAGGGAUAAAUAUUGGCCCAUAACAUGCUAGGUUUUCACUUGUAUCUUUAGCAUAUUUCAAGAAUAUGCCACAGAUAUGAACUCUGUAUAGUAUAUGAUUUAUCAAUACAUCAAUAUUUAUACACAUUGGCAACUCAAA
This is a messenger RNA of Cryptomeria japonica (Japanese cedar), 3966 nucleotides long. Its product is annotated as probable starch synthase 4, chloroplastic/amyloplastic. Bases 353 to 3595 code for a protein of 1080 amino acids. The record is from RefSeq and is a predicted model, not a curated record. Gene Ontology annotation, molecular function: alpha-1,4-glucan glucosyltransferase (UDP-glucose donor) activity. Lineage: Eukaryota; Viridiplantae; Streptophyta; Pinopsida; Cupressales; Cupressaceae. The transcript has 16 exons.